GGGGUGUGCAGGUUGGGACAACAGAGACAUAAACAUCAGAAAUAUCAGGCAGUUUUUCAUCCAGCUGAAGAGAUAACGGAGCUGGGGGAGCAGAAGCUGUAUGGCGGUGACAGUCUCCGCGGGAGGGCCGGCUCUCAUCAUGGAGAACGGACAGAGCACCACCACCAAGCUGGGCCUGCCGCCGCUUACCCCCAACCAGCAGGAGGCGCUGCAGAAGGCGAAGAAGUACGCCAUGGAGCAGAGCAUCAAGAGCGUUCUGGUCAAACAGACUCUGGCUCAGCAGCAGCAGUUCACCAGCCUGCAGAUGGCGUCUCUGACGAUGGGCCUGGGCGACGCUCUGUCUCCUCUCCAGUCAGUAGCGGCUCAGCGUCAGAGAGCUCUGGCCAUCAUGUGUCGAGUUUAUGUUGGCUCCAUCUACUACGAGCUGGGGGAGGACACCAUCAGACAGGCCUUCGCUCCAUUUGGACCAAUCAAAAGCAUAGACAUGUCCUGGGACUCAGUCACCAUGAAACACAAGGGUUUCGCCUUCGUAGAGUACGAGAUGCCAGAAGCGGCUCAGCUGGCUCUGGAACAGAUGAACUCUGUCGUCCUCGGGGGCAGAAACAUCAAGGUUGGGAGGCCCAGUAACAUUGGCCAAGCUCAGCCAAUCAUCGACCAGCUCGCAGAGGAAGCACGCGCCUUUAACAGGAUCUACGUGGCGUCUGUCCACCCCGACCUCUCCGAUGACGACAUCAAGAGUGUCUUUGAGGCUUUUGGAAAGAUCAAGUCCUGCAUGUUGUCCCGAGAGCCGACGACCGGACGCCACAAAGGAUACGGCUUCAUUGAGUACGAGAAGGCUCAGUCUUCCCAGGAUGCCGUUGCCUCCAUGAACCUGUUUGACCUGGGGGGUCAGUACCUGCGGGUGGGGAAGGCCGUGACUCCGCCCGUACCCCUCCUCACGCCGACGACUCCGGGAGGCCUCCCUGCCGCCGCCGCCGUGGCUGCUGCCGCUGCCACCGCCAAGAUCAGUGCUCAGGAGGCAGUGGGAACGUCGGUGCUCGGAGCUCUGGCUGGACCGGCGCUCCUCUCUCAGCAGCUUGGAGGACUCCCUCAGGCUGUAAUGGCUGCUCAGGCUCCAGGUGUCAUCACAGGUGUCACCCCAGCUCGACCUGGCCUGCCUCAGGUGGGUUUAGUGAACCCGGUGCUUGCAACACCAGCCUCUUUUGGCUCUGAGGUGAAGAGGAGAGAGGAGGAGGAGGAGGAGCAGCAUCAGCAGGAGGCACAGCCGGAUGGAGCCAUGGAGCCCCUCAGUGAGCAGGAGCACAUGAGCAUCAGCGGCAGCAGCGCCAGGCACAUGGUGAUGAGGAAACUGCUCCGGAAGCAGGAGUCCACCGUGAUGGUCCUGAGGAACAUGGUUGGUCCCGACGACAUCGACGACGACUUGGAGGGCGAGGUCACCGAGGAGUGCGGGAAGUUUGGCCGGGUGAAGCGUGUCAUCAUCUACCAGGAGCGUCAGGGCGAGGAAGACGAUGCCGACGUCAUCGUCAAGAUCUUCGUGGAGUUUUCGGAAGUGGCUGAGAUGAACCGAGCGAUCCAGGCCCUCAACCGCCGCUGGUUCGGAGGACGCAAGGUGGUGGCAGAGGUCUACGACCAGGACCGCUUCGAAAUGACGUUCUCUAAACGCCGUUGGAGCACUUGAACAUCGGGCGGUCACACGUGGGUUCUCCUCGACGUCCCUGGAGACUCAAACCCUGGAUGAAGCGUCACAGGUGGAUGGUGUCUGCAGGUGUCCAAAAUAUGUGAAUAAAACUCUGCUUUUUGCUUUUUGUUUUUUUUUUAAACAAGUGUGGGCUUUUAUUCAUCCUGAGCUGCUGUUUGAUUCGCUGACAGUAAUAUCUUUUCACAGCAAACGAGUCGAAGCAGAGAGACGUGUCCUCAGCUGCUGUCCGUCCGUCUGUCCUCCUGAGAUGUGAGCGUCCACAUUACCUCUCAGGCUUUAUAUCAUAAUGUAGAUGUUGUUUUCCAGCAGGACACCAGGAACAGUUCUGUCAUCGUUCAUGGUUAAACUUCCAUCCAAACAUUAUCUUUUAUUUGAUCAUCAACUCUUUAUUCUUUAUUUUUCACCUCAUCAGCUUCCAUGAAGUGGACGCGUCCUCACAGAAACAACAAUCAUAAAACCAAACAGUAUGAAAGUCAAAUAUGAAGGUCAGAACUGAGGUGAUUCAGGUGGAAGCAGCUCCAUGUGGCCGAAUUAAAGCCGCCAGCAGCAGAGAGCAGGUUCCAGGUGUCAUCCAGGUGAACACCUGUCUGAUCAUCACGAAGCUGCGCUGUGUCAGUAAUUACACACUCAAAGUUGGGUCAUUUGUCCUCCUUCAUCACUCUGAAUGAACCUGGUGUGACUGUUCGCUGGGGAGGGCGAGACGUCUCCACUCAGGUUAAUCAGAAGUUAAUCAGAAUCGUCCAAGGGCAUCUUGAGUUGAGUCAGUAUGUGAUAGGCCACACCCACUUGCAUCAGUCAAUAUGGCCGUUCAGGUUUUGGUUCAUACUGACCUGCUGAGCGCGUCUGCUGGACCUGGUGAGAAUCUGUCCACGGGGUUUUGAGGUCCAUGGUUUUGGUAUUGGUGGUGCCCCCACAGGUCAGGCUCAAGAUGCUUCUUUUCCCAAACAUGGCCUGAAGGUACGUACCAAAGUUUAUGAUGAUUGGACAAACUCUUAAGGAACUAUGGUCAUUUUCCUGCUAAGCCCCGCCCCUUGAACUUUAUUGGUCAAUACGGUGAAAAUAUCUGUGAACAAACUUCAUGCAGCUUCUGAUUGUUGGUUGAUGGUGUCGUAACGUUGAACCUACAGUUUAGGAUCCAUCAUGGCGGACUUUCAUCAUCCAAGAAACUCUUUUUUUUCAUUGAGCUGCAGGUGUGCGAGAGGGGCGUGGCCUUUCCAAAAUGGCCUUCUCACAUCAUUUCCAGUUUUCGGUCAUAUAGGACGCGACAGGAAGCUCAAACACUUUUAUCAAAAGAAUGAUGUCAUAGUGACGCCUCACAAGUCAGCAAAGAAGUUUUGGUAUUUCUUUAAUUUUUGCUCAUUUACUCCUGAAAAUGUAACGUUACAGAGAAAUACCUGAGAUUCCAGGUUUCUGAGGCUUUAAGUUAGUUUGGUGUCAUCUGGUGGUUAUAUGGUGUAAGACUGUUAGCACUGAUAAUCCAUGAAAAAUACCUGAAAUACACGUGAAUCUGAGGCGGCUUCAGAAACCGUUCAGUCCUCCUCAUGCUAUAGAUUUCAUUUCAAAGAAGAAUCAAAGCACUUUGAAUUCAGUGUGGUGUUUAAUUCUCAUGCAGGUGUGUUUCUGCUUCUCAGUCAGUUUGUAAAGGUUGGUUGGCUGGUUUGUUGUUCUGCAGCUCCUCUCAGGCGUCAUACAGUGAGGCACACCUUGAUGAGGAGGACCUGCAGUCUCCAUUCAGGGCAUAAAACCCCCACCUCAAAAAUUCCCGCACAGAUGUUUAAAACACUGAUCAGACCUGAGCCAGUGAAGCUCCUCGCUCGACAGGUGUGAAUAAAACAGGAAGUCUGGGUCCUACAUUAACACUCCAGCAGUUUUCUUGUAUGUAUAUACGUACACAUAUAUACAUGUAUGUACAUAAAAAGUAUGUAUGUACUUCCAGAACCAAACCUGACCUCACUGAGGGGCCUUCACUGACUGUUUGUACCGAGCAGCUUCAGGUGUGAAUGUGUUCAGCUGUGAAAAACCACUGAAUAAA
Chelmon rostratus (copperband butterflyfish) is the source of this 3731-nucleotide messenger RNA. It is a transcript of the gene puf60a, whose product is annotated as poly-U binding splicing factor a. Gene Ontology annotation, biological process: mRNA splice site recognition; regulation of alternative mRNA splicing, via spliceosome; alternative mRNA splicing, via spliceosome. NCBI's taxonomy places the organism in Eukaryota, Metazoa, Chordata, Actinopteri, Chaetodontiformes, Chaetodontidae. Bases 101 to 1678 code for a protein of 525 amino acids. Gene Ontology annotation, molecular function: RNA binding. The record is from RefSeq and is a predicted model, not a curated record. The transcript has 12 exons. Gene Ontology annotation, cellular component: catalytic step 2 spliceosome; precatalytic spliceosome.